Selaginella moellendorffii is the source of this 988-nucleotide messenger RNA. RefSeq lists its product as uncharacterized. The transcript is spliced from 8 exons. Lineage: Eukaryota; Viridiplantae; Streptophyta; Lycopodiopsida; Selaginellales; Selaginellaceae. The coding region runs from base 1 to 921 and encodes 306 amino acids. Gene Ontology annotation, molecular function: hydrolase activity. The record is from RefSeq and is a predicted model, not a curated record.
AUGGCGGAUCUUGUGCGAAUCGCUGUUGUGGGCGAUGUGCAUGGCGAUUGGGAUGCCACAGCUGACAGGAGAGCCUUGCAACACCUCAAUCCGGAUAUCGUCUUAUUCACGGGGGAUUUUGGCGACGAGGACGUGCAAAUCGUGAGAGAAGUGGCCAAGCUUGACAUGAGCAAGGCCGUGAUCCUUGGAAACCAUGACUGCUGCCGGAGUGCUCUCGGCGGUAAUAUCGACUUGCUCUACGAGAAGCUUACAACCAGCUAUCUGGAGCGUCUAGUUGGAUAUCUCGUUUCUUUUUUCAAGAGACCAUCCAAGCCUGCUGUAGAGCAGCAAAUCCAGAUGCUUGGAGACUCGUUUGUAGGAUUCAAGCGUGUGGAUUAUCGUCACUUAAAACUUAGUGUCGUUGGAGCGAGGCCAUUUGCAAUGGGAGGUGAUGGAGUUUACGGCAAAACUCUCCUUUCUCCGUUAUUUGGCAUUUCGGAUCUGAAAGGUAGUGCCGAGAAGAUCAAAGAGCUCAUCCUCGAUGCUCCCAAAGAUCACAGUGUAGUGAUACUCGCACACAAUGGACCGACUGGAUUGGGCUCAGAAAGUCAUGAUAUUUGUGGUAAAGAUUUUAGUGGACGCGGUGGAGACAAUGGGGAUCCUGACUUGGCCGAGGCUAUAAAACUUUGCGAAGAAGAGUGCGAGAUACCUUUGGUGGUGUUUGGUCAUAUGCACAGAAACGAGGGGCGCAAGAUGGUCGCGGCGCUCAAUCGCAAGGUUUUUGUGAAUGGUGCCGUGGUUCCCAGGCGAGAAGGAUUGAAUCGACAGUUUACCAUGGUAGAGCUGCGAGAUCACGAAGUUAAAAGGGUCACGGAGACGUGGGUGAAAGUCGCUGCUGGAGAUGUUUGCAUUGCCAGUGAGAAAGAUCUCUUUCAACUGUAGAAACUGUUGUUCAAAGCUUCGCUGUGUAAAAAAACGUUUCGCUUCAGCUAUGGAGCUCGAGCUUCUA